Manacus vitellinus (golden-collared manakin) is the source of this 4703-nucleotide messenger RNA. It is a transcript of the gene CLIC4, whose product is annotated as chloride intracellular channel 4. The record is from RefSeq and is a predicted model, not a curated record. The coding region runs from base 38 to 799 and encodes 253 amino acids. Lineage: Eukaryota; Metazoa; Chordata; Aves; Passeriformes; Pipridae. The transcript has 6 exons.
GGCGGCUGCAGGGCGGCAGCGGCAAGCGGCGGAGGAGAUGGCGCUCUCCGUGCCGGUCAACGGGCUGAAGGAGAGCGACAAGGAGCCCGUCAUCGAGCUCUUCGUCAAGGCUGGCAGUGAUGGGGAAAGCAUAGGAAACUGCCCUUUUUCCCAGAGGCUGUUCAUGAUCCUUUGGCUGAAGGGAGUGGUGUUCAGUGUCACAACAGUCGACCUGAAGAGAAAACCAGCAGACCUUCAAAAUUUGGCUCCAGGCACUCACCCCCCCUUCAUCACAUACAAUGGGGAAGUGAGAACAGAUGUGAAUAAGAUUGAAGAGUUCCUGGAAGAUGUUUUGGCUCCACCCAAAUACCUAAAACUUUCACCAAAGCAUCCAGAAUCCAACACUGCUGGGAUGGAUAUAUUUGCCAAAUUUUCUGCAUUUAUCAAAAACUCUAGACCAGAAGCUAAUGAAGCCUUAGAACGUGGCCUCUUGAAAACCCUCCAGAAACUGGACGAGUACCUGAACUCGCCCCUGCCCGACGAGAUCGACGAGAACAGCAUGGAGGACGUGCCCGUGUCCACGCGCAAGUUCCUGGACGGCAACGAGAUGACCCUGGCAGACUGCAACCUGCUGCCCAAGCUGCACAUCGUCAAGGUGGUGGCCAAAAAGUACCGCAACUUUGAGAUUCCCAAGGAAAUGACAGGGAUCUGGAGAUACCUGACGAAUGCUUACAGCAGGGAUGAGUUCACCAACACCUGUCCUGGAGACAAAGAAAUCGAAAUAGCUUACAGUGAUGUAGCCAAGAGACUCACCAAGUAAUCAGCACUUGCUGAAGGAUGACUUCCUGCAUAUUCCAUAACAAUGCUUCUAACAGACUGCUCCUUCCACAUAAGAUAUAGCAAUUUUUUUUUGCAUGAACUCGCAGUUAUUCAAAGUUACGGUGGAUAGACCAGGUACAGUAAUUACCUAAAGUUUGCAGGGUUAAUUAUAGGCUUGUUUUUCCUUACCUCCUUUGAAUAUCAUUAGUGCAGUCGUGUUGCACUGGGGGAACUCUGGAUUCUUCAGUGUGAAGGAUUGCCUUGCCCCUGUUGCUUUCCUCUGUAAACAUUUGGUCCCUGUCCAUGAAUUGGUUUAGGACACUGUCUCGCUGUAUGGUACAAGGAAUAUUUAUGUAUUUUGGAAUUUAUUGCUUUUCCAGAAGAUCUGUACACAGUUGUCAUACCUGUGACACGUUGAACUGUACCUGCUUGUCUAUCCUAUUUACAUAGAGAAGGGAACUUAUUAUCCAAAAGAGCCAUUUGCAGAAAAUUUGGAAUUUAUUUUUUUUUUUAAUUAGAAAAAAGAAAUCUCUUGGAUUUGAAGUCACAGUAGUGGUUGAGAAUGGACUCGAUGUGGAACUUGGAUUUGAAGGACCUCAGCAUCAGGGAAGUUUGAAUUUAGGCUUGAGUGCUGUAGCAGGAAGUUCAAAGCUCAGAGGUGGUUUUUAGUUGUGUCUUCAGGAGCUUGAUGAGAUCCAAACACCUACUUCUGUCCCGAAUUCUGAGUUGCAGCAGACAAAUACUUGUCAGGAUGCCCUUGGCCAUCAGGAAACAGCAGAAUUGGAAGCUGCCACCUGUUCACCUGAAAAAUUGCAAGUGGUUUCUUUUUGGUAGUUAAGAACCUUUGUUUUGUAUAGGUCUUUUUGGUGAUAUUUACUUAAAAAAAAACAAACCCUGUUCUGUCAUAAACCAAGUCCAUGUAACCUGUAGUGUCCUAGUUGGUAACGUGUGAAUAGCAGUGCAAUGAUUAGUGAUGCAAAAUGACCUGAGAGCCAUGAAAUGGGAACCUCUGGGGAACUUUUAUAUGCUCUUUCUUUCCUGAAGAAAGCUAAAGUGACCUUGAAAGAGAACAUUUGCCUUAAAUUUUAGUAUGCAGGUUGGUUUGUUCUUUUUUUUUUUUUCCUGAAAGGAAAUCUGUUGAUGACUUUAGUGAAGAAGGGGGUGUGUGGAAUCCAGUCCUUUCCACUGAAUUUAUCCCAAUUUGCUUGUGUGUGCACCCAGACUGCAGUUUUGCAUGAUCAUAAUCAUUGCACUACUAUACAUAACCUUUUUACAGCAACGCUGAGGAAUAGCACUACAAUUUUUUUAAAAGCAAUUUUCAAAUAUUUCUAAACCAGGGAAUAGUUUUCUUGUUUAAAAUUAAUGAGUUUGACGCAUGAAGUGAACUGUUAGGUUAUUUUUAAAAGACCAUCAUAAACAACUCCAAAGAAUGCUAGACUUAUAUGCCUAUUUUUUUGUAAAGAUACUUUUAUAUUUAACUGAUUUUAGAAGCUGGAAAGUGCUAUUCCUGCUAGGUUGUUCUUGGAAUAUUUAACAUUCUGCAAUAACGUGGAAAAUGCUCACAUAAACACUUUUAUACACUAAUUUUUUUGGUAAGCACUGGCUUUCUGAAAACCAGCCUGACUUUUACAGGCGUCCUGCUUUUGCUACUUUAUAUACCCAUGGAGUUAGUUUGACAUAGAAGAGGUAGAGAACCAGAUCCAUAUUUGUAUACAUGGCUUGUGGUGCCUUGUCUUGCCUUCCUAGAGCUAGAAUUCCAAUAUAAAGGCAGUUAGUAAAUCCUGUUACUUGUCUUUCAAAGGCAACUGUGUUAGAUACACUUAGUCCCUGUUCUGAUUUAUUGCAGAGGUGUUUAGGCACAGAAAGGAAAUGCUGCAGAGUGACCUGGUUAGGAAAACCUAAACUGUAGCCUUUUAAUAAUCACUGUAUUCUAAUGUCACGUUCUCCUCCUGAAUAAAGUUUCUCAGCCAUAAUAAUCCUCUGUAGGGGCUCAGUCUUUGCUACAACGUGACAUCUAGAAAAAAAUCUUUUUUAUUUAGAUAACAACAUUUUUAGUGACUAUAGAGGGUAAAAAAAAAAACUCCCCAGCCCUCACUGGUUUGGUGCUCUUUGCUAUCAUAGCUCACCUUUAAAAACAAAACUGUAGGAAGCAACGUGACUGUGGGCAUGUCCUUUAAAGUUCUGAACUCCCCUUUAAAAAAAGCAGAUGAGGUGGCCCUUGGCAGUUGUAGGGAUGGAGGUUUAGGAGCCCUUUUCCAAGCAGGUCAGCCCUGCUGUGGUGCACAGGCCCCGGGGGGGUGAGCACCAAACUCUGGGAUGCAGUUUCUGGGGUGCAGCUGCUGCAAACAAAUCCCCAGCUCCUUAAACACCACUUGAUAAUAAAUCCUCUCUGCUUUUUAGGCAAUCUCCAAACCAUCGUAGCUCGUUCUCCUCAGUGUUUUAACGAUUGUUGUCUGAGAGCUUGUAAACAAAGGCAGAGCUCUGCCUGUAACUAAUGCAUUUCUUAUCUCCCAGCGGGGCCCGGGUUGUGAUGGCUGGUAACUGUCCUGGGUGAGAGCACUCGCUGUCCCUCGGGCUUCCUGCUGCACACUUUUGUUGUGGCAGGAGCUGCCCAGCCCCUCCUGGCUUCGGGAGAGCCCAGGAAUGUCCUGGAGAGGAGCUGCUCUCACCUCCGGAGGUGAUCCCUGCAGAGCACUGGGGGAAGGCUCAGCGUCUGGUGUGGGCAGAGCACUUUCAUCUGGCCCCAAUCACCAGCUCCACAUUAAUUAAAAAAACCCUUUCAUAACUAUGUAAAUUCUUGACUUCUGUCAACUUGUUUACAAUCUGAUCUUUAAAUGCAUUUUUAAUUUCAUCAAACAGCAAUUAAUCUGCCCCCUGUUUAAAUUUAAAAUGCUGCUUCAAGCCCCUUCUACAAUUUAAAAACAGCAGUUACCCUUUCAAGUUGGCAUUCCAGUUUGCAAGUUGGUUGCAUGUAUUAGCAUGCUGAAUAACUUACUUUAUUCUCAAGCUGAAAUAUGCUUAAAUUCGCAUUAAAACAGGUGACUUGUGUAUUUCCUGAACACAAAGGGAAAAUCCAUCAUCUGCACCCUGUUUUUGUGUGGGAGAACAGAUUAUCCUAUAUAUGCAUGAGUAGGGUGUUGGGUUUUUUUCCCCUUAACAAAGCUUUCCUUCUCCAAGAGAUCCCUUCUGUGGAAGAGCUGCCUGUUGAACAAGAGGCAUGUGAACUUCUGGAGCAAUUCCAUGCUCUCCAAAGCUUCCCUGUCCAGCUCUUCCCUGCUGCUCCCCGUGGAUGUCCCACACACACAGUCCCUCCCUCGUAGCAUUUCCCCCCCCUCCAUUUGCAUUUUCCCAUAAAAUUGCUGUUUUUUUCCACAGUGGGCAUGUCUGGACCAGAUUGAGAGCUGCGUGCAGCUCCAUGAUAAGAAGAGAGAUGUAAUCAAAUUUUUAUGCUAAAGCAGCAAAUUAGCAUUUGGUAUCAAAGGAGCACAGACGUGAAUAAGUGGAAGGUGCUGGAGCCAAACCCGCCGAUGCCUAUCUGGGCGCAGAACAAAACGUGGCGAAGCACAGUCAGCUUUGUUGUGCUCUUUGCCACUCAGAACUAUCUGAGCACAUCCAAUUAAUAUUUUCCAGGAGGAGGCUUUAUCCCAAGUGGUAAAAAAAAAACAAAAAAAAAAUAUUUCAUCUGCCUCAGAACCUGUGCCACCAACUCCUGACACUUCGCUUCUGGAGGAGGUGGGAGCAGAAUUGGGAUCCCGUCAAGGAUUGGAGCGUUGUUUGCAGAAAUACUUGAAGAGUUGAUACAAUUUAUUGUAGUUUGCUUGUGUCUUUCACUCUCUGGAACAUCUUUUACAGAUAUACCAGUAUACUGCUGGCAGCUAUUGUUAAAUAAAAUUAUAUUUUCACUA